AUGCUGUCUCCUCCCUCUUCUCUCUCACUUCAUUUCAUCUUCUUUCUCACUAAGUCAUUUCGUCACUUUUGUCUCAUCAUCAUCUCACGAAUUUCUUUUCUGUGUUGGUCUUCGUCAUUGUAUCUAGGAUUUCUUUUCUUUCACAUUUUUUCUUCCAUUCUUUUCAAGUUAUUUACUAUCUAUAUUUUCUUUCUUUCUUUUAUAUAUAUAAAUAAUUUCUUACUUUUUCACUUUAAUAUUUGGCCUUUCUGUCUUGGCGUCAGAGGUUCCCAUUUUUUCCUCUUGUACUUUUUCUUAUUUUUCUUUCUUUCUUUCACUAUACUUUCUUCCCAUUUUCUUUCUUUCUUAUUUACUAUACUUUCUUCUUAUUUUCUUUCUUUAGUUUUUCUUUCUUCCUUUCUUCUUCUUCUACAACUACUACUGCUACUUUUACCCCACAAAUUCCUCCUCCUGCUCCUCUUCUUAAUCUCAGCUGUCUAUCUUUCCAAUUUAUUUCUUCUUUUUAACUUGUUACCUUUUCCCUCCUCCUCCUCCUCCUCCUCCUCCUUCUUCUUCUUCUUCUUCUUCUUCUUCUUCUUCUUCUUCUCGUCCACUUCCAAUUCCUCCUACUUCCCGUUUAUUCUUGUUAAGAAAUUCCAUUUCAUGGCAAAGGAAUUUUCUUUUCAUUUUCCCCAUAUGCCCUACCAUACUUUCGAACUUACCUGUUCUUACAUAUUUUCGUGUUGA
Molecule: messenger RNA, 726 nt
Organism: Acanthosepion pharaonis
Lineage: Eukaryota; Metazoa; Mollusca; Cephalopoda; Sepiida; Sepiidae
Source: the annotation of a GenBank genome assembly